UGACCAACGCCACCCACCCUCCCCACCACCAUACAUCCUUCCCUUCGACCAUCCACCAAAGCCCACACCCGCUUCGUCCCCCAUGCCCUGCAACCCACACCAUUCUCCUACCAAACCCCUGGCCCAGCUGUAUAUUCCCAUGCCCGUGUGCGCCUCCUCUGCUUUCCCCUCGCACACUCACAGUCCUCCGUUGGCCGUGGCUGCUCAUGCUGACCUGACCACCACAGAGAAGCUGGCCUUCCUGCAUUCUUCCACCCCGCUCCUCCCUCCCCUGCAUUCCUCGACUUCAAAUCCACCCGUUUCUUCUUUCGCCGUUCUCUUCCUCCUCCUCCCCCACUCCUCCACCCCGCGCUCCCUCUCCCCCAGGGACACGGGGUGGCUGCCUCCGCUAACCACAGCGGAGAAAGUAGCAUUCCCUCUGGCGGCCGUGACGCUGCUGCUGCUCUCACUCACAGUCUCCUGCAUCAUGGCGUCGGCUCUAGGGCUCGACAUCUCUGCACUUCAGGCGGCAGUGGAGGGGGUGGAUGCGGGGGUGAGGCGGCAGGCGCAGCGGGUGCUGUCUCUGCGGCGCCACGGCACGCUGCUGCUUACCACGCUGCUGCUCGCCUCCACCACGCUCAACGUCGCCUUCACCAUCUUCUCCACUGCUAUCUUGGGAAUGCUGUUCGGAUUCCUCUUCUCCUUCCUCGCCCUCCUUCUCCUCGUCGAGCUCUUGCCUCCCUCCCUCUGCGCCCCACGCCCUCUCCACGUCGCCUCCGCCACCUCAUGGCUCUCCCACCUCCUCCUCAUCCUCUUCCUCCCCCUCUCGCUCCCCCUCACCGGCGCUCUAAAUUGCUGCUUGGGGAAAGGGGAGCCUGUGGUGCAAGGGGGGGGGAGGGGGAGGAGGAGGGGAAGGGCGGGGAAGUGGCGGAGGAAGGGAGGGGAGAUGGGGGAGGAGGAUGGGGAGGAUGAGAGGGUGAUGGAAGGGCUUCUGUGCAGUGGUCCCAUUGUUAUUCUUAUUCCCUCUCCUCCCCCCGGCAGUGUCCUAGAGGAAGACGAAGGAGAUAUUGAAAACCCACCCCCAUCCCCUCCUGCUCCCGCUGCUGCUGCUCCUGCUGCAGCUGCUGCUGCUGCUGGUGUCAAUGCUACUGCUGCUAGUGUUACUGCUGCUGCUGCUGCUCCUCCCCUUGCUGCAGAUGCUGUAGUAGCUAUUGCAGUCACAGACCUGACCAAUGACAGAGACACGCUCCUGUCCCCUGCAUGUGUGCCUGGAGGGUGCAUGGGUCCAGGAGACGGGGGGUUCCUAGCCCACCACCCUCGCUUCUCCUCGCGCGCUGCUGCUGGCGGGGCGGCAGCAAAGCAGUGGGGCAAAGGGGGGAGUGAUGGGAGGGGGGUUAGGAGGGGAGAAGGGAGCGGAGAGAGGGGACAGUGUCUGCCGCCUAUUGGGAGGUGA
This is a messenger RNA of Closterium sp. Naga37s-1, 1432 nucleotides long. NCBI's taxonomy places the organism in Eukaryota, Viridiplantae, Streptophyta, Zygnematophyceae, Desmidiales, Closteriaceae. The record is from the annotation of a GenBank genome assembly.